Molecule: messenger RNA, 1639 nt
Organism: Oryzias melastigma (Indian medaka)
Lineage: Eukaryota; Metazoa; Chordata; Actinopteri; Beloniformes; Adrianichthyidae
Gene: ephx1
Product: epoxide hydrolase 1, microsomal (xenobiotic)
Exons: 9
Coding region: 139-1629 (496 amino acids)
Biological process (GO): epoxide metabolic process
Molecular function (GO): epoxide hydrolase activity
Source: RefSeq, a predicted model, not a curated record
AGAUUGGAUCUGAAACAGCUGCAAACAGAACCGGGCCUCACCUCCAGAACUCUGGACUGCAGGUUCUGAGGUUGGAAAGUUGUGUCAGGCCAGCAUAUUUAUCCGGUGACUACAUAUCCCACAAUCCCCGGGGGAUUUAUGAAGUUUUGUGUCCCUCCCUCUAAAGAAAAGUUUUGGGGGGGUCAUCAUUUCAGUGCAGGACGCGGCGCUGGCAGUCUGUGCUGGUCUGGACCUUCGUGUAGAGCCGGUUCUGGUCCAGACAUGCUUGCAGAGCUGCUGGUUGCCGUGGUGACCGGUGGACUGAUUCUCUUCCUGGUUCAGAAGAGCAGGAGCCAGGUUCUGAAGGCAGAAGAUGGCUGGUGGGGGCCCGGAGCACGUCCUGAUGCAGAGGAGGAUGACUCCCUACGUCCGUUUGAAGUCAGGACGAGUGAUGAAGAGCUGGAGGACCUCUACAGCCGGAUGGACCGGACCCGUCCGGUUCCUUCUUUAGAGGACUGCCAGUUCCACUACGGCUUCAACUCCCAGCACCUCCAGGAUGUGGUCUCCUACUGGAGAAAGGACUUUGACUGGAGGAGACAAGUCCACAGACUCAACCAGUAUCCUCACUUCAGGACCAGGAUUGAAGGCAUUGACGUGCAUUACGUGCAUGUGAAGCCCAAGAGUCUGGCAGAGGGAGCCACGGUGGUUCCUAUAAUCCUGGUCCACGGCUGGCCUGGGUCCUUCUACGAGUUCUACGGGCUGAUCCCUCUGCUGACAGAACCGCAGGACCCGGAGAACCCGGUCUUUGAGGUGGUAUGUCCCUCAAUUCCGGGAUACGGCUUCUCUGAGGCACCGCACAAGAAAGGGUUUGACACCGUUUGCGCAGCGAACAUCUUCCAUAAGCUGAUGAAGCGCCUGGGCUUCCAGUGGUUCUUUGCUCAUGGGGGGGACUGGGGAUGGCAGAUCACCACCAACAUGGCUCAGCUGGACCCCGGGAGUGUCAGAGGCCUUCAUUUGAGCUUUGCCCCCGCGUCUAGACCCGGGCUGGUCAUGGCUUUGUCCCUGAUGUUUGGCCGUCUUUUCCCAAAACUGUUCGGCUUAACGGACACCGACCUGCUGCGUCUGUAUCCGUGCACGGACAAGCUGCUAGAUUCCAUGAAGGAGUCCGGAUACUUGCACAUCCAGGCCACCAAACCGGACACUGCCGGUCGAGCGCUGAACGACUCUCCUGUGGGUCUGGCCGCCUAUGUCCUGGAAAAGUUCUCCACAUGGACGAACCAGGACUUUAGAAACCUGGAGGACGGAGGUCUCACCAGGAAGUUCUCCCUGGAUGACCUGCUGACCAAUGUGAUGAUCUACUGGACGUCUGGAUGCAUCACCUCCUCCAUGAGGUUCUACAAGGAAAACUUUGGCAAAGGUCUGGACCAGCCCCACUCCAGGAUCCCGGUGAACGUUCCCACCGGUUUCGCCUGCUUCCCCAACGACUUGAUGCAUUCCCCAAAGCUGUGGGUCAAACAGAAGUACAGGAACCUAAUCCACUACAGCCCCAUGCCGCGUGGGGGGCACUUUGCCGCCAUGGAGGAACCCCAGCUGAUGGCCAAGGACAUCCAGGAGUUCACCAAGACUGUCCAGAAAAAGAUUAAUCAGUAGGGGGGGUUAG